Mastomys coucha (southern multimammate mouse) is the source of this 3689-nucleotide messenger RNA. RefSeq names its product pellino E3 ubiquitin protein ligase 1 (gene Peli1). The record is from RefSeq and is a predicted model, not a curated record. Gene Ontology annotation, molecular function: protein binding; ubiquitin protein ligase activity. Bases 638 to 1894 code for a protein of 418 amino acids. The transcript is spliced from 8 exons. Gene Ontology annotation, biological process: protein K48-linked ubiquitination; regulation of Toll signaling pathway. NCBI's taxonomy places the organism in Eukaryota, Metazoa, Chordata, Mammalia, Rodentia, Muridae.
AAAAACAAACACACAACAGCUACUUACUGUAGAAUAGCAGAUGCCAUCUAAGUGAAUUGUAUUGUAGCUAGUUGAACAUGACCAAAGCAUCACCACCAGGAAGGUUGAGUUGACCAAAGGAAGAAAUAAUUUACACACCUGCUUAGGGUGUGGCUAGAGGCACAGGCACUGUGAGGAAUGAGUCCAUGACUGCAAGUAUGCAGAGCUCAUUAGAGAAGCAAGUUCUCAAAGGACAGAGGUGAAGCCGAACCCUAGGCUACAGCACAUAUGAAAAAAAGAGGACAAUUAAGGAAAGAAACACCUGAGACUGUCCUAGAAACUGUGAGGAGAAGCAAAUUCUCGCUUCAGCCAAUAGAAGCUCGACUCUCAUAGUGUUUACCUACUUUGCGUAACACAGGCCCACCCACACACAUUCUGAGGUGUUUCAGUGAAAGAACACUGAACAGACGGCUCUGUGCAGUGCAGUGCAUGGUUCCCAGUCCAAUCAGCAGAUGCCUUAUACUAUCUGGAUUUUAUCCUCUGACGAAGAUGGUUUACCGUGUGGUGAUAAAGCAACAGAAGUAAAAAGGAAAUAAUGCAAAAGGUGUCUCACGGCUCCUGACCAGUGAACAAAAAUUUGAGAAAGACAGCCAAGCUCAUGUUUUCUCCUGAUCAAGAAAAUCAUCCUUCCAAAGCCCCAGUAAAAUAUGGUGAACUCAUUGUCUUAGGGUAUAAUGGGUCUCUCCCAAAUGGUGAUAGAGGAAGGAGGAAAAGUAGGUUUGCUUUGUUUAAAAGACCUAAGGCAAAUGGGGUGAAGCCUAGCACCGUGCACAUUGCAUGUACUCCUCAGGCUGCCAAGGCAAUAAGCAACAAGGACCAGCAUAGCAUAUCGUAUACUUUAUCUCGAGCCCAGACAGUGGUGGUUGAAUAUACUCAUGACAGCAACACUGAUAUGUUCCAGAUUGGUCGGUCAACUGAAAGUCCUAUUGAUUUUGUAGUAACUGACACAGUUCCUGGAAGUCAGAGUAAUUCCGACACGCAGUCAGUACAAAGCACUAUAUCAAGAUUUGCCUGUAGGAUCAUAUGUGAGCGCAAUCCCCCCUUUACAGCUCGGAUUUAUGCUGCAGGAUUUGAUUCAUCAAAAAACAUCUUUCUUGGGGAGAAGGCUGCCAAAUGGAAGACAUCUGACGGGCAAAUGGAUGGCUUGACCACUAAUGGAGUUCUUGUGAUGCAUCCACGCAAUGGGUUCACAGAAGACUCCAAACCUGGAAUAUGGAGAGAAAUCUCAGUAUGUGGGAAUGUCUUCAGUCUGCGUGAAACCAGAUCAGCUCAGCAGAGAGGAAAGAUGGUGGAAAUUGAAACCAAUCAGCUGCAAGAUGGCUCCUUAAUUGACCUUUGUGGUGCAACCUUGCUGUGGCGUACUGCAGAAGGCCUUUCCCAUACUCCUACUGUGAAGCACUUAGAAGCUUUAAGACAGGAAAUCAAUGCAGCUCGACCUCAGUGCCCUGUAGGGUUCAACACACUAGCCUUCCCCAGUAUGAAGAGGAAAGAUGUUGUAGAUGAAAAGCAACCAUGGGUAUAUCUAAACUGCGGCCAUGUUCAUGGCUAUCAUAACUGGGGAAACAAAGAAGAGCGCGACGGCAAAGAUCGUGAAUGUCCUAUGUGUAGGUCUGUUGGUCCCUAUGUCCCUCUGUGGCUUGGAUGUGAAGCUGGAUUUUAUGUGGACGCCGGCCCUCCCACCCAUGCCUUUAGCCCCUGUGGGCACGUGUGUUCAGAAAAGACAACGGCUUACUGGUCCCAGAUCCCACUUCCUCAUGGUACGCACACUUUUCACGCAGCCUGUCCCUUCUGUGCACAUCAGUUGGCUGGUGAACAAGGCUAUAUCAGACUUAUUUUCCAAGGACCUCUAGACUAGCAGCUGUCCUCCAGGACUGCAUUAUAAGUUUAUAAGCUAAGUGAUUGGGUUUGCUAACCGACCCCUUGUCUGUGUAAGUUUCUCUGCUCUGGUCAUUUGCAUUAAGAUGAAGAAUUUUUUAAAUAUUUAUAAUAGCAAUUUCUGAGAAAAAUUUGGGAAACUCAAGCAAAGGAAUUUUUGAAAGUUCCAGACUUCUGAAUUCUGAGUUUUGAAAAUCUAUUUUGAGGAGAAAAAGACAUAGUCUAAUUUGAUGCCUUCCUUCAUUUAGUGUUCUUGAAUCACCGCCUGCCCUCAGUGUUGAGAGGUUGUGCUGUAGAACUGAGGGUCUGUUGGUUCAAACUAUGUUAGUUUACAAUUUGUUGCAAACAUUGUAAAAAUACAGCAACAUGUAUAUUAAUUUUUUCUAUUUAUCUUUAUCAUAGAAAAUAUGUUAGAAUGUUGUGAUAGGCUAGCAUGGUAAUGAUGGUGUCACACAUUUGGUGUGAGUGGUAGGGUAGUGGGCACGAGGCUCAAGGAUUUGCAAAGUUAAGGAGAAAGACAGGAGAGUUCCUCCCCCCAAGCCCCAUAUAAGUAGGGGAUUUGAUGAACUAGAAUAUUUCAUAAAACCAGAUUCAUAUUAAUUACCAUUGUCUAAAAGGUGUUUGUUUUUAACCAUAUUGAAGUUAACCAGAAAAUGGUUUUUUUCCUUAAUGUUUCUCUCAAGUGUAGUACUAUAACAAAAGUUAAUGCUAAGAAACGUUUUAUAUGCUCCUUUGAAUAUGCAAUUUAAUCUAGAUGAUCUAUUUUUCUCCCAUGAUAACUGAUCUGUUUUUAGUGCCAGCAACAUUUGGCAAGUUUAUUUUUUUGGAUAUAAACUGUGGUUCAUCUGUUCACUGUUUCUAAAAAAAAAAAGAAAAAAGAAAAAAAUCCUAUGAGAAAGUCAAGAAAUUAACAAGAAAUUAACAAGAAAAUUACUUGAUUUGCUCUAGAAAAAUGAAAUAAAAAGUGUUUUGUUAAUUAUUCUGUAUUUGGAUUAUUCCAGGCAUUAGAACAUCUAGAGCUGUAAAGGGUUGGCUGCAGUGGUACCUCCCUUUGUAACCCAGCAGACCAGCCUUAACUGGGCUUGACUCCUCAGGAGCUGGCCUCAGUGUGACUCAUGGAAAUGUUUGCUUAGUGGCUGAAAGCAAGGACACUGCAGGGGCUGCUGCUCUUCCUCCAUAUGUGCUGUGCAGGACAGUCUCUUCUCACCCUAGCCUUUUUAAAUGCACCAGAAGUACAGACAGUUGCACUACACCAAACCCUUUGAACACUUGUAGAAAUCAGUACACUGUAGAUUAGACAGAAUCAUCUUUCAAUCCUUUGACUUCUUUUCCUUUAGUUUGAAAAAUUGUAUAAUAAUUGACUAUUGUCAAUUUUUUAUGUGAUAGUAUAGCUUUAAUUUAUCUUACUACAUCAACAUUUUGAUUUAAAAAAAAUUAAAACAAAACAAAAAAAAGGUCACUUAGAAGCCAUGAACUAUUUUAUUUUAUUGUCAAAAUUUCUUGUUUUGAAAAUUAUCAUUUGGGUUCACUCAGGAAAUGCAUGUCAAGAUUUGUAUUAUAAGUUAGCUGUGAUGUAUCAGUAACUGCUGGUUAUUACCCUUUUUUCAAAGAAAUUUAAUUGAUUUGAAGUUUUCUUGUCACAAACUUUGUGACUAAUGCAAGGAAACCAAGUCCUGUGUUGUGUUUUGUCAUUUCUGUUGAGGCUCUAUAUUGUAGCUUAAUUUUUAUUUGCAAUUAAUUUAUUCAAACUAAGUAAAUACUUUUCAAAAUAGAUA